This is a messenger RNA of Panicum virgatum (switchgrass), 360 nucleotides long. RefSeq names its product basic leucine zipper 8-like. Lineage: Eukaryota; Viridiplantae; Streptophyta; Magnoliopsida; Poales; Poaceae. Gene Ontology annotation, biological process: regulation of DNA-templated transcription. Bases 1 to 360 code for a protein of 119 amino acids. The transcript has a single exon. Gene Ontology annotation, molecular function: DNA-binding transcription factor activity. The record is from RefSeq and is a predicted model, not a curated record.
AUGGUUGGUCCAUACAAUUGCAGUGGAAGUACCACCAUCAGCUCAAUGCCUGCUGGGACAGCAGACAAGCAAGAGAGGCGCAGCAACGACGAGAGGAAGAAGAGAAGGUUAGCAUCAAACCGUGAGUCUGCCAGGAGGUCUCGCGUGAGGAAGCAGAGGCGCUUGGACGAUCUGUCAUCACAGGUCGCGGAGCUCCUUGAUACAAACCAGAGGCUUCUUAUUGAGCUCAACCACAUGAUCGCUAGGCAUGCUCGCAUAGUGCGUGAGAAUGCCAAACUUAGAGAAGAAGCUGCUGACUUUCAGAAAAGGCUCAAUGAGAUGGAAGUGGCUAGUAGCCUCGAGGAACUGUUGUAUGUGUAG